Epithele typhae is the source of this 1395-nucleotide messenger RNA. RefSeq lists its product as uncharacterized. The coding region runs from base 1 to 1395 and encodes 464 amino acids. The transcript has 6 exons. NCBI's taxonomy places the organism in Eukaryota, Fungi, Basidiomycota, Agaricomycetes, Polyporales, Epitheliaceae. The record is from RefSeq and is a predicted model, not a curated record.
AUGGCACGACACUGCACGCUUUGCAAUCUCGGUUUCAAGACACGUUCCGGAUACAAUGCGCAUCGACGGACGACCCAUCUUCACCCCAAGCCGAAUCCUCAAAGCCCGUCCGUGUACCAGUAUCACCGGCUUCUCAAUGCUCGUCCCUGCCUUCCGGAUGGCACAUUUCUCCCUCCCAACACCCCGCCCCCUCCGCACUGUGAUGCCGUUGACUGGAACCCCUUCCCUGGUCGUCCAUCUUUCGAGUACGCUGAACUGGUGUACGAUGCGAGUCCGCAAUCUGAAGAGGCGAUUCUUCAGCUUCGUCAGAUUCUACGCGCGCAGUUCGUUCUUGACGGCCACGAAGACUACGAUCCCUUCCCUCAGAGCAAGCCCGACAUAGAAGACCUCAUUGAUGCCAUUCCAUAUGGCGAGGUGCCGUGGCGAACCCUUCUUGUCCGCUACCGAGGUGUUGUCGGGCCGGAUUCACCCUCUUGGAAGCGUCAAAUCUUCAAACUACACACACGCGACAGCCUUCGCUCAGUGGAGACUCUGGCCGGAAAUCCCGAGUUCAAGGAUCAGUUCGAUUACGUUCCGUACGAGGAAUAUACCGGCCCCAACUGCCGCCGUGUUUGCAACCUUAUGUCGGGGCAAUGGGCAUUCAAUAAAGCAAACGAGAUCGCUGUCGACCCGAGCACGCAUGGUUGCAUGCUCACGCCCAUCAUUCUCGGAGCGGACAAGACCACGGUGUCCGUUGCCACAGGGAACCAAGAGUACCAUCCCGUUUACAUGUCUCUUGGUAACAUACACAACACUAUGCGUCGCGCCCAUCGUGAGAGUGUCAUCCCAGUCGCGUUCCUGCCCAUUCCGAAAGCGCUACAUGAGUGGGAGGACGACGAAGAGUUUCGACUCUUCAAGAAGAAACUCUACCACGCAUGCUUGGCAGCGGUUCUUGAACCACUGCGUCCCGGCAUGGAGGCUCCCGGACAUGUGCUGCGCUGCCCCGACGGCCACUUCCGCAGAGCCAUCUUCCAAGUCGGGCCGUUCAUUGCGGAUUACCCAGAGCAGGUAUACCUUUCCGGUAUCGUCUCCGGAUGGUGUGCGAAGUGUUUCGCAAUUCCGAACGGAAAUUUCCAGAAGGGCGACCCUCGAACACACCAAGGGACGUCAAAGAUGUGCGAUACAUAUACGCAUGCGGAGCUGUGGGAUGCGUGGGGAAUCAAUUCCGACAUACAGCCAUUCACGAAAUACUUCCCUCGAGCUGAUAUUCACGAGCUCCUCACACCCGACCUUCUCCAUCAACUAAUCAAGGGGACUUUUAAAGACCAUGUCGUUGCUUGGGUCAUCGCCUACAUCAAGCAAACAAACCCUGAUGAUGAAGCGAAAGCAAUACUCGAUGAUAUCGACCGAAGGUAA